AUGGACACUGCGACUGAGCUGAAUCAGCUUUUUGCUGGAACUUUUCCCAACGGCCUUCCCAAAGAUGUUCUCGCCGAACUCCAGUCCAUCAUGAGGAUAUACUCCAUCGCCGCGGAGGAGGUUUUCUACAAAUGGGAAUCCUACAGCAUGAAGAUGGGAGAUGAGGUGACACUGAAUAUUACUUCCGUCCGCGCAUUGAAGCAGGACAUCCAGGAAGCUUUGGAACGUGAGAGUCGAGGCAAAUCAGACCACCGACGACACGAGAAGAGGUCCGCUGUCACAGCAACCCCGCGUGCGUCGGCGGGUGGUGAUAUGUUUGGCAUGCUAGGUGACUUAACCCCAAAUGCGUCAAAUGCUCGACCGGUAAACGGCUCGGCCGCGAAGCGCAAGGUCGAGUUCUCGUCCCCUGCAACACCCAAGAUGGGAAGAUUGGACAAUAUAGGCACACCUAAUGGCAUAAAUACUCCUACUGCCUCAAAGCUUGGCAAUGUGAUUGUGCCCACCGUUUCAUUUGCCGACAGAUCCAACGCCGGUCAAAUCGUGGAGACACUUAAUGAACACCUGUCUCUGCCAGAGACUCCAAUGGCUCCGUACUCCGAAGCACGCAUCCGGCCCACUGCCAAUACAGACCUCAAGAAGUUCGGAUACAAGCCAAUGGGGAUGAAACUGUCGGAAUCCUCUGAGAUUCUUGAUGACCGCAUCGACGAAUUCACGACUAUUUUCCAAAAUCACUACGACUCGGAGGAACUCGUUUUUGGAAGCGCGGCUUCCCAGAGCACAAGUGAGAUCAUUGCCGUCGGCCGUAUCGCCUCUGAUGCUAUGGAGGGCAAACUCAAUGUAGCUUCUCUGGUCCUUGAGACCUCGCGCAGAACUGGCGCAGGAAGGAGAGUUCCUUUGAAGGUCGAUUCGGUCCCAGGCUUAAGUUUCUUCCCCGGUCAGAUCGUUGCUCUCAGAGGCAUUAACCCAUCGGGCGAUUACUUCACAGUCAAGGAGAUUCUUCCUAUUCCUCUUUUGCCCCCUGCAGCCUCCCCUGCAGUGACACUCGAUAAUAUCAACCAGCGCCUAGAGGGCUCAGGUAACUUGCCACUUAAUAUUAUGGUAGCAGCGGGUCCGUAUACGGCAGACGAUAACUUGGAUUAUGAGCCUCUCCACGAAUUGUGCAGAAAGGCUGCAGAGAGCUACGCCGACAGUCUCGUGCUGCUUGGUCCAUUUUUAGACAAGGAACAUCCGCUACUCGCAAGUGGAGAUUUCGAUCUUCCCGAUAUCAAGGGCCUGAACCCAGAUACAGCGACCCUGAACACGGUCUUCAGACACCUUAUCUCAGCCCCUUUGGCCCGACUGGUAGCAGCUGUCCCCAGUAUCACAGUUAUCUGCGUACCAUCUGUUCGUGACGCAUUGAGUCGCCAUGUCUCGUGGCCACAAGAGCAGCUGCUUAAGAAAGAGCUUGGCUUGCCAAAACAAGUCCGCAUGGUCUCUAACCCUGUGACCCUGUCCUUCAACGAGACUGUUGUUGGUAUGUGCUCACACGAUGUGCUUUCGGAACUGCGCCAAGAGGAAGUGUCAAAAGGCGACCUUAGUGAGAAACUGCUCACUCGGUUACCGAAGUACCUGGUUGAACAGCGACACUUCUUCCCUCUAUUCCCUUCUGUUGCACGAGCAAACCUUCCUAAGACUGCGCGUGGUCUAGGUACGGGUGCAAUGCUAGAUGUACCUUACAUGAAGCUGGGUGAAUGGUGGAACGUUCGACCAGACAUCCUUAUCGUCCCCAGCAUGCUCCCGCCCUUUGCCAAGGUUGUCGAUAGUGUGCUUAUGAUCAACCCGGGCACAUUGUCUAAGCGCCGUGGUCCAGGCACAUAUGCCCAGAUGGCCGUGCAUCCUCGAACAAUCCCAGAAGAGGAGCGCGAACAAAAGCAACUCGACCACAAGUUAUACGAACGUGCUCGAGUGGACAUUACCCGGGUCUAG
Messenger RNA from Penicillium verhagenii, 1965 nucleotides. RefSeq names its product DNA-directed DNA polymerase alpha subunit POL12. Gene Ontology annotation, cellular component: alpha DNA polymerase:primase complex. Gene Ontology annotation, molecular function: DNA binding. The coding region runs from base 1 to 1965 and encodes 654 amino acids. Lineage: Eukaryota; Fungi; Ascomycota; Eurotiomycetes; Eurotiales; Aspergillaceae. Gene Ontology annotation, biological process: DNA replication; DNA replication initiation. The record is from RefSeq and is a predicted model, not a curated record. The transcript is spliced from 4 exons.